Messenger RNA from Eruca vesicaria subsp. sativa (arugula), 2370 nucleotides. Lineage: Eukaryota; Viridiplantae; Streptophyta; Magnoliopsida; Brassicales; Brassicaceae. The record is from the annotation of a GenBank genome assembly.
AUGACACAGUACAUGCCAUUGUUUAGAACAUGCUCUACUCUACGAACACUAACCCAACUCCACUCUCACCUCCUCGUCACCGGCCGUCUCCGUCACGACCCUCUUCCCGUAACAAAGCUCAUCGAAUCCUACACUCACAUGGGCUCUCCUGACUCGUCUCGUCUCGUCUUCGAAUCUUUUCCUUACCCUGACUCCUUCAUGUACGGCGUCCUCAUCAAAUGCAACGUCUGGUGUCACUUAUACGACGCAGCCAUUGAUCUUUACCACAAGUUGGUUUCAGACAAGAAGCAGAUAAGCAAGUUCGUGUUCCCAUCUGUUUUGAGGGCUUGUGCUGGCUCGAGAGAGCGUCUUGGUGUUGGUGAGAAGGUGCACGGGAGGAUUGUGAAGAGCGGUGUGGAUGAUGAUGAUGUGAUAGAGACGUCUUUGAUGUGUAUGUAUGGUCAGAGUGGGAAGUUAGGUGAUGCGGAGAAGGUGUUCGAUGGAAUGUCUGUUAAGGAUCUUGUGGCUUGGAGUACUCUUGUUUCAAGCUGUUUGGAGAAUGGUGAGGUUGUGGAGGCGUUGAGGGUGUUUAAGUGUAUGGUUGAGGAUGGUGUUGAGCCUGAUGCUGUGACGAUGAUUAGUGUGGUUGAAGGGUGUGGUGAGAUUGGAUGUUUGAGGAGUGCUAGGUUAGUUCAUGGUUGGAUAACGAGGAAGAUGUUUGAUUUUGAUGAAACGUUAUGUAAUUCUCUGCUUUCUAUGUAUAGUAAGUGUGGGGACCUGCUUAGCGCGGAGAGAAUCUUUAAGAUGAUUGUUAAUAAGAACGCUGUUUCGUGGACUGCUGUUAUCUCUAGUUACAAUCGUGGUGGGUUCUCUGAGAAGGCAUUGAGUAGUUUCGCUGAGAUGUUGAAGAGUGGUGUUGAGCCGAAUUUGGUUACACUUUAUAGCGUUUUGAGCUCUUGUGGAUUGUUAAAGUUGGUUAAAGAAGGCAAGUCUGUCCAUGGUUUUGCAGUUAGAAGAGAGAUAGAUCCGAACUAUGAGUCUCUUUCUCCUGCCUUAGUCGAGCUGUACGCUGAAUGCGGGAGGCUAGGCGACUCUGAGACGGUUCUACAUGUGGUUGGUGAUAGAAAUAUUGUGUCAUGGAACUCUCUUAUAUCUCUAUACGCAAACAAAGGUAUGGUGAUUGAGGCAUUGUGUUUGUUUAGACAGAUGGUGACACGGCGGAUGAGACCUGACUCAUUCACUUUAGCAAGUUCAAUCUCAUCAUGCGUGAAUGAUGGUUUAGUCAGGCUAGGGAAGCAGAUUCACGGACAUGUUAUAAGGACGGAUGUUUCAGACGAAUUUGUGCAGAACUCGAUGAUAGACAUGUACUCUAAAAACGGACUUAUGGAUUCAGCAUGUGCGGUGUUUGAUCAAACCAAAGAUAGGAGCGUUGUGACAUGGAACUCAAUGCUCUGUGGAUAUUCUCAGAAUGGUAACUCCUUAGAAGCGAUUAACCUCUUCGACUCUAUGUAUCACAACAGUCUCGAGAUGAAUGAAGUGACAUUCUUGGCGGUUAUCCAAGCUUGCUCAAGCAUAGGUUCACUGGAGAAAGGGAAAUGGGUUCACCAUAAGCUCAUUCUCUGUGGUUUAAAAGAUCUUUUCACUGAGACAGCUCUAAUUGACAUGUAUGCCAAAUGUGGAGAUCUCAACGCAGCUGAAACUAUUUUCAAGUUCAUGUCAGAUAGGAGCAUUGUGUCGUGGAGUAGUAUGAUCAACGCCUACGGGAUGCACGGAUGUAUCGGCUCAGCCAUAUCUACAUUCAACCAGAUGGUGGAAUCAGGAACUAAACCUAACGAAGUUGUUUUCAUGAACGUUCUCUCUGCUUGUGGUCACUCUGGUUCAGUUAAAGAAGGUAAACUCUACUUUAACUUGAUGAAAAACUUCGGCAUCUCACCAAACUCGGAGCAUUUCGCAUGUUUCAUCGACCUUUUGAGCCGUUCUGGUGAUCUCAAAGAAGCAUAUAGAACCAUCAAGGAGAUGCCAUUCCUAGCUGAUGCUAGCGUUUGGGGUUCUCUAGUCAACGGUUGCAGAAUCCAUCAGAGAAUGGAUAUAAUCAAAGCCAUAAAGAAAGAUCUUUCUGAUAUUGCAACCGACGACACUGGAUAUUACACUCUCUUGUCCAAUAUAUAUGCUGAAGAAGGCGAAUGGGAAGAGUUCAGGAGAAUGAGAUCGGCUAUUAAGAGUUUGAGUCUUAAGAAAGUUCCCGGGUACAGCUCGGUCGAGAUUGAUCAAAAAGUUUACAAGUUUGGUGCUGGUGAAGAACCCUGUUUAGGAACAGAGGAAAUCUAUAGAUGUCUUGGGAAUCUCCAACAUGUAACUCUUGAAGCAGAUUGUUUACAGAUUAAUGAAUGA